Messenger RNA from Chelonus insularis, 1058 nucleotides. Its product is annotated as MIT domain-containing protein 1-like. The transcript has 5 exons. Bases 291 to 1004 code for a protein of 237 amino acids. Lineage: Eukaryota; Metazoa; Arthropoda; Insecta; Hymenoptera; Braconidae. The record is from RefSeq and is a predicted model, not a curated record.
ACUUCAACACAACUUUAUAUCACCCGCCAGUAGAAUUUUCACGUGACAGUAAGAUAAAAAAAUAAAAAAGGAAAACAAUCUUAAAGACUUCAAGUGUAAAAAAGGUUAUAAAACAGUUUAUGCUUUGUCCGCCAUUUUAAAUCGGAUUUUGUCUGCCUACUUUGGAAAUGGAGAUACAGGUGGCGCAAUGGCGUUUUUCAGCGCGAUAAUUUAAAUUCAAAUGAAGAAUAAAUUUUUUUGAUUAUUAAAUUUUCAAUGACAAUAUUUGGUGCAAAAUUGCAUACAAAAUCAUGGAAUCAACAGCGAUACCAAUUUUAAAAAGAGCUGUGGAGAUGGAUACGAAAGAACAGUAUACACUUGCAUUAAUUUUAUACCAAGAAGGUCUUCAAAUUCUUCUAAAUUCAAUAAAAGAUGUCCAAGACAAAAGUAAACAAGAAUAUCUUCGAAUAAAAGCAAAAGAGUAUAUGGAAAGAGCAGAAAAAAUAAAGAAAUUGAUUGAUGAAGGAAAGGCUUCAGGAAAAUAUAGAGAACAUACAAAAAUUGAAGCAGGAUCAAUUAAACAUGGAUAUGACAGUACUUUUGGCCGUUUCCUAGAUAAUUCUAUUACUUACAUUCUAGUUGAAGACCCAUAUAUUCGUGCUUAUCAUCAAAUUAUGAAUUUCGUUCGUUUUUGUGAGUUAGCUGUAACUAAGUGUCAUUUACUAAAAAAAAUCACUCUAACAACAACUCAAGACUCAGAAAAUCCAAGAAAUCAAAUGACAAGAUUAGAAGAAUUAAAACGAAGUCUACGUGAUCAAUCGAUUACAUUAGAGAUAAAUUUUUCAGAGACAUUACAUGAUCGACAAAUAUCACUAAGUAGUGGUUGGAUAAUCAAAAUUGGCCGAGGACUAGAUUAUUUUAAGGCACCAGAAGGAAAAUUUGUGCUCGGCUCUUGUGAUUUGGAAUUACGGCCAUGUUUAGAGACAACAGUUGAUAUUUUUCACAAGAGUCAUUUAAGAACUUAAAUUUUAAUAAUAAUCAUUACAAAAGUAUUUUUUCAUUUCUUAUGUCAUAUAAUA